Molecule: messenger RNA, 1416 nt
Organism: Ramularia collo-cygni
Lineage: Eukaryota; Fungi; Ascomycota; Dothideomycetes; Mycosphaerellales; Mycosphaerellaceae
Product: related to Protein PNG1
Exons: 2
Coding region: 1-1416 (471 amino acids)
Biological process (GO): protein deglycosylation; protein quality control for misfolded or incompletely synthesized proteins; glycoprotein catabolic process
Cellular component (GO): cytosol; nucleus
Molecular function (GO): peptide-N4-(N-acetyl-beta-glucosaminyl)asparagine amidase activity
Source: RefSeq, a predicted model, not a curated record
AUGGCCGACCCGAAUCGCAUCCCGCGUCGCAAGCCCGUGCCCUCGGCUCAGCCUUUGAACGAGGACUGGGCCAAGGACCUGACGGUGCAGUUCCGCCGCACGCUGUCGACGAAGCGUAUGAAUGAGUUGAGCAGUCGUCCGGGCUCUAUCCGCCGUGCAUCGUCCCGUCGAGCAACCCCGGCGCUCGUAGUGGUGCCUCAUUCGCAAUCACAGUCGCAACCUCUGCCGCCAUCUCGAGAAGCACCUGCCAUACCCGGCGCAUUGGAUAGCGUAGCACGACCCAGCUCUCCACCACCCGCAUACUCCUCGCUCAAGAACAUCCCGACCCUCAUCACACCGCCCACAGACCAAAAGUCAUUACGCUUCCGCCAUCUGCUCAUGGGCCUGUCCAGCACGCCAAUGAAAUGGGAGAAUCCGGGUCUAUUGGACGAAGCGCUCGGCGUCAUUCCUCUCCAGCGCAUCUACGAUGAGGCGCAGGAAGAAUCUGACAUGUACGAAGCCGAAGCUCAAUCAUUAGGUCCCAAAACCAAAGCUGCCUGGGGAUACCAGGACUGUGUGGUCAAAGCAUUGAUGAAGUGGUUCAAACGAGAUUUCUUUGAGUGGGUCAACCAUCCCAAAUGCUCGGCUUGCCGUGCGCCAACCGCCAGCAUGACCUUUUCUGCGCCCUUGCCCGACGAGCAAGCCAGAGGCGCCAGCCGGGUUGAGCUGUAUCAAUGCAGCAACCCACAAUGCCAGUCUUUUGAACGAUUCCCUCGCUACAACGAUGCAUUUGUACUGCUUCAGACUCGAAGAGGCCGAGUGGGCGAAUGGGCCAACUGCUUCACCAUGCUUUGUCGAGCUAUUGGCAGCAGGGUCAGAURGGUAUGGAACGCAGAGGACCACGUCUGGACUGAGGUCUGGAGUGCACACCGCGAAAGAUGGGUGCAUGUGGACGUUUGUGAGGAAGCAUGGGAUGCUCCCCUGCUUUACUCUCGAGGUUGGAAUAAGAAGAUGUCGUACUGCAUAGCCUUCUCGGCAGAUGGCUGUGCAGAUGUGACUCGCCGCUAUGUGCGCAAUCCGAACCAACACGCGCUGCCUCGCAACAGAUGUGCGGAGGGUGUCUUGGCACAUAUCAUCGGCGAGAUCAAGGCGCUACGGCGCAGAGACAUGGACAAGAUGGAGCGAUUCCGUUUGGUCAAGGAAGACAUGCAAGAGGAGGAGUACCUUCGUUCACUCAUUAUCGAAGCUAUCGCAUACAGCGUUAGCAGGAUCGUUCCAGGCGCGGCAGACAGCACCAAAGGCGACAGGGCGCCGCGCACUGAUCCCGACGCACAGAAGGCUGCUGAGCAACAGCAGGAGCGAGCUCGCCUGAGAAACAUUCGCCGCCCGAACCCCAGCAGUCAGCUACCACCGGAUCGGGACCAACGUCAGCAAUAA